Brassica oleracea var. oleracea is the source of this 615-nucleotide messenger RNA. RefSeq lists its product as uncharacterized. The transcript has a single exon. NCBI's taxonomy places the organism in Eukaryota, Viridiplantae, Streptophyta, Magnoliopsida, Brassicales, Brassicaceae. The record is from RefSeq and is a predicted model, not a curated record. The coding region runs from base 107 to 508 and encodes 133 amino acids.
GUGAGAACAUAGAGAAAGAGUUAAAACAAAUAUAUCUUGAGGAAAAUGAAAGGUGAUUUUCUCACAUUGGCUCUUAUAUCUUUACUAUUGGCUAUCUCAUUUGUUCAUGGAGGAGGAGAGUCUGGAACCCCUGCUUAUUCGGCGGUCAGCCAGAAUAGUCCGACCGGAGGGUCUAGCGGUGCAAGUGGUUCGGCUCAUGGACCUAAUUGGGAAUAUGAUUGGGGAUGGGGAUCAACACCAGAAGGUGGUUAUGGCUAUGGUUCAGGUUCAGGUUCAGGUUCAACACCUGAUGGAGGAAAAGGGACCGGGUUUGGGUUUGGUUCUGGUUCAGGAGCUGGGGUUGGGUUUGUCUCAGGAGGAGGAGGAGCCACAGGCGGUGGCUCUGGCCAUGGUAGUGGGACCGGACAAGCAAAUGAAGGUGGUGGCUCAGGGGGUGGAAAUGGUGCAGCUUCUCCAGGUCGUAGAGAAAGGAGCCAACACCGUUAAGCAUUUCGUGUUACCUCUUUAACACAUCUAUAAAUAAGACUGGAAAAGAAAACUAAAAGUAUUAUUAUUGUAUUGUAUGAAUACUACAAGCUUGAUGCAUAAAUAAGGAUCAAACGAAUAAUUAAAACA